GACUGCCAACACCCUGUGGUCUGUCUGUCCGGAGGGCACCCAGGUCUCCUCCAUCCCCACAGCCUGGACCGCAGGGAGGAGACGCCAUGGCCCCCACGUUCCCCGCCCUGCUCUGCCUCGGGCUGAGUGUGGGCCUGAGGACCCAGGUGCAGGCCGGGACCCUCCCCAAACCCACUAUCUGGGCUGAGCCGGGCUCUGUGGUCACCAGGGGGAGCCCCGUGACCAUCUGGUGUCAAGGGCCCCCGAAUGCCAACAGCUUCAGUCUGAACAAAGAGGGCACCUCAGCCCCCUGGAACACGCAGCCCCCAGUGGAGCCCUGGGACAGGGCCAACUUCUCCAUCAAGCGCGUCACAGAGCAGCAGGCAGGGAGGUACCACUGCUCCCACUUCAUCGGAGUUAACUGGUCAGAGCCCAGCGAGCCCCUGGAGCUGCUGGUGGCAGGAUGGCUCAGAGACAGCCCCUCCCUCUCGGUGCGGCCCGGCCCCUCGGUGACCCCAGGGGAGAAUGUGACCCUGCUGUGUCAGUCAGGAAACAGGACGGACACUUUCCUUCUGUCCAAGGAGGGGGCAGCCCAUCGCCCCCUGCGUCUGCGCUCCCAGGACCAAGACGGGCAGUACCAGGCUGAGUUCUCCUUGAGCCCUGUGACCUCAGCCCACGGGGGCACCUACAGGUGCUACCGCUCACUCAGCACAGACCCCUACUUGCUGUCCCAGCCCAGUGAGCCCCUGGCCCUCGUGGUCUCAGACUACACGGUGCAGAAUCUCAUCCGGAUGGGCCUCGCGGCCUCGGUCCUGCUGCUCCUCGGGAUCCUGCUCUGCCAGGCUCAUCAUGACCACGGAGGAGCCCAAGACAAGGCCCGGAGCUGA
Messenger RNA from Budorcas taxicolor (takin), 866 nucleotides. Its product is annotated as leukocyte immunoglobulin-like receptor subfamily B member 4. The record is from RefSeq and is a predicted model, not a curated record. Lineage: Eukaryota; Metazoa; Chordata; Mammalia; Artiodactyla; Bovidae. The coding region runs from base 87 to 866 and encodes 259 amino acids. The transcript has 5 exons. Gene Ontology annotation, biological process: cytokine-mediated signaling pathway. Gene Ontology annotation, molecular function: inhibitory MHC class I receptor activity.